This is a messenger RNA of Aspergillus clavatus NRRL 1, 351 nucleotides long. RefSeq lists its product as uncharacterized. The record is from RefSeq and is a predicted model, not a curated record. The coding region runs from base 1 to 351 and encodes 116 amino acids. The transcript has a single exon. NCBI's taxonomy places the organism in Eukaryota, Fungi, Ascomycota, Eurotiomycetes, Eurotiales, Aspergillaceae.
AUGCUCUACAAUGCCCUCAUUCGCACCCACCACAUCACAUCUCGCAAGAAAGUGUCUGCCUUGAAACGCGCAGCGGACAUGCACAAUUGUUUCGUACUUCUUCGUUCCGGAGGCUGUCCGGGAAUCAUGUAUGUUGAAGCGGAAGGCAAAGACUCUGUUGAGUCAUGGGUCAACGUGGUACGCAAUCUGCGGUAUAAAGACUUUCAGCUCGUAAGCCGGCCGGGGGUGGUGACGAAAGAAACUCAAGGCGAAGAUUCCCAGGUGAAUGGACAUGCUCGAAGCUCGAAACCAGCAGCGAGACCCAUUGUCGGACUAUCCGAAGUCGAGACAGCAAAGAGUUUGGUGGUUUGA